Molecule: messenger RNA, 2086 nt
Organism: Lepisosteus oculatus (spotted gar)
Lineage: Eukaryota; Metazoa; Chordata; Actinopteri; Semionotiformes; Lepisosteidae
Gene: aasdhppt
Product: aminoadipate-semialdehyde dehydrogenase-phosphopantetheinyl transferase
Cellular component (GO): cytosol
Molecular function (GO): magnesium ion binding; holo-[acyl-carrier-protein] synthase activity
Source: RefSeq, a predicted model, not a curated record
UGAAGGAGUGCUUCCGGACACAGAAAUGGCGAUUUGUUGUAGUUUGCUGCUGGUUUUUACGUGGUUCAACCUAAAUUGUAUAUAGUAGUUAUAAUAUUUUGAUUGCGAGAGACAAAUAUCACUUUGGAAUGGAAGAUAUUAUUAGGCCGCAGAAAUAGAGGUGGCUGACACCGUACUGUACCUGUAGUAAGGUUUGCGGUUGUACUUUGUGCAAAGUAGUAAUUGAAUAUAAUAUUUUGUGUGAAAUGUGUAUUUACCCUUUUUAGACGAAUUGAAGUGAUGGCUGACGUUCAUCGUUAGCCAUUGCUGUUACUUUGCACAAUGCAUGCGUGUGUCGGGGCGUACUCCAGAUCGGCGUGUUGGCAUUUAACGCAGUCAAACCUUUUCAUUUCCACUCUCGUUUAUUCCCUUUAACUGCUAUGGAAAGUGUUCGGUGGGCAUUUCGGUGCGCUUCGUGGUCCCCGAGCCGCUCCGAGUGGUUGUUUGCUGCUCGCUGUGUGCAGCUGGAGGAGAAAGAGCGAAUCGGGCAGUUUGUCUUUGCCAAAGACGCCAAAUCUGCGAUGGCUGGGCGCUUGCUGAUUAGAAAACUAAUUAGUGAGAAGAUGGGGAUUGUGUGGAAUGAAAUUAAUCUACAGAGAACAGCCAAAGGAAAACCGUUUUUGGCCAAUCCAGCUCCCAGCUCCUGUGUGAAGUACAGCUUUAAUAUCUCGCAUCAAGGAGAUUAUGCAGUUCUUGCUGCUGAGUCAGGUCUUCAGGUUGGCAUUGAUGUCAUGAAGACCACACUGCCAGGCAGCAGUACAAUUGCUGAUUUCUUCCGGAUUAUGACCAGGCAGUUCACUGAACAUGAAUGGAAGGUGAUUAAAUCAGCAGGAAAUGAGUGGGAUCAGCUUCAUAUGUUUUACAGACACUGGGCCUUAAAAGAGAGUUUUAUAAAAGCCAUCGGGACUGGAGUGGGAUUCAAUCUGCAGAGAGUGGAGUUUCACGUGGCGCCUUUGCAGCUGAGGGUGGGCAAAGUAUAUAAAGGGACGAGAAUGUGCCUGGAUUCAGAAGAAGACGACGCCUGGGUUUUUGAGGAGAGCUUGUUAGACACUGAACAUCAUGUGGCAGUUGCACUGGGGAAACCGGAUACAAGAGGGACUACACCGAAUGUUGAUUGUUCCUCGGCAUUUUCCACUCCAGUGCCCCCAAAGUUGACCGUGUUGACCUUCAGUGAGCUCGUGUCUGGAGCGAUUCCUUUAACUGAGGAGGAUCACUCAUACUGGGAUACAUUCCAGAAAAAGCCUGCAGCCCCUGGCCGUCAGAGCGAUCCUUCCAGGUGACAGUGUGGACAGGGAAGGACUUGGGCUGCAAUGUCAGACAAGCUGUUAAAUUGUAGAAUAAAACAGACAGUAUUGACUUUCAUGUAAAUAAGGUAGUUCAAACAAGAGAAGGCAUAAAUAUAUUAAUGGAAUUUUGCUAUCUUAAACAAUACUGAUUCCUUCAUGAGAAUGUGCUUGGCACUAAUAAACACAGGUAUGUGUGAUGUCCUGGCAAUUUAAAUGUUUUGAUUCUUAAGUAAACCAUAGGUUCACAUCAGGACAUUUUAUUUAUAUCAGUCAAUGACCUUCAUAAGAACAUAAGAAAGGUUCAAGGUGAGACAACUUGAUUUUUCCUAAAUUAAAAAGAAAAUUAAGAAAUUAGACAAAUCAUGUGUUUUUUAUUAUUUUGAACAUGGCAGUGAUUCUUCAUUCGAAAUGGAGAACAUGAAGAUUUAAUUUCAUAUGGUCAACUACAAUAUAUAAGUGCUGUACAAUACAGAAAACAUACCAAUAAUGGCAUGGAUGAAUGAAAGGGAGGGGAAAAUGACACAAGUGACCUCCUAUUACAAUGGAAUUAUUUGCAACUUAAUAUGGUACAUCCAAGAUUUCUGUUAAUAUUGUGACCUAUCCACUUCAGAACAAAAAAUGCUGAUAUCAAGAAUCCAGCACAAUACUGUGUGUUUUAAAAAAGUUAUGCUAGUUUGUGUAUCAAUUACAAUUUUAACUAUGUCUUGGUAGAACUUGGUCAUUUUGAAAAAGAAAAUAAAAUCACCCAUAAAUUAACCUUC